Messenger RNA from Anopheles stephensi (Asian malaria mosquito), 1469 nucleotides. RefSeq lists its product as uncharacterized. The transcript has 2 exons. Lineage: Eukaryota; Metazoa; Arthropoda; Insecta; Diptera; Culicidae. The record is from RefSeq and is a predicted model, not a curated record. The coding region runs from base 121 to 705 and encodes 194 amino acids.
UGCACCGUGUACGCCCGCUUUGAUGAGACGCCUACUUGUCCGAACGAAAAAAAUGAUAGAGAGGGCAUUAAAAAUGAACACAAAUGAACCUUUUUGCUACCAGGGCAGAGUAGGAAUUCAAUGGGUUUUCACGCACUGUGUCUCCCAGCUCUCCCAAUUACAAGAUUGGCUUCGGUCGGGUGCAGAUCGUGGAUUUCUUUUGUGCCGUUUCCGAAAGUGAAAGCAAUAAUCAAAAUGAAACUGUUCCUAGUGAGCGCCUUUUUCUUCCUGGCCAGCUUCCAAGCUGCUCGUGCAUUGCGUUGCAUGCAGGGCGUCGAAAUAUCGCUUCCGUCCGAUGACACCACGGACAAGGACAAGGACAAAGAGAAGAUGCCCGAAUACACCGAAUGUGGUAUCGCAAGUACCGCUGUCUCGGCUGCUUCGCUGCUGGUGCUGAAACCGUCCACCGCUACAAUACCUUCGACCAGCUACAAGUGCUACCAUCUGCGGAUCGAAACUACCGACACCAAGAAGGCUUCCAUCGUGAAGGGGUGCAUCUACAAGGAGCAGGAUGUGUGCGACGGCAAGUUCAAGGCAGACAGUGUGCGUGAAGUGUUCUGCAGCCAGUGCGAUCAGGACGAGUGCAAUUCGGCCCUCCACUUCGCGUCCAACUGGAAGAUGCUCGGCUUCACCCUUUUCACCAUUGUGUGCUUCUUCAUGAAGUAAUCUCAUUCCACACCGCGGUUCAAGGUUCCGGAAAUCCCGGAUUCUCCCCGGUUUACUCCACCACAUGUACGCCAAGACGAGACGAGUCUCGGUUUUUUGUUUUGUUUUUUAGAGUGUAAGCUUUACAUCUACUACAGCAAACGAUUCGAUAGGCUUCAGUCUCAAACUUCUCAGGAUAAUACGCAUGCCUUCCGCGAGCGUCAGUGUUUGCGUGCGACAAUAUAAUGGUAGGCUGCCGAUCGGUGGGAGCAGCACAAUGAUAAAAAAAAAACACUCACACAUAACUAUCCCGCGACCAACAGUAGCCGCAUCGCAUCUGGAAAAUGUCCGGGACAAUUGCCUUAAAACGACGAACCAACGAUAUGAGUUCGUAAUCUCAAACGCUUUUUAUUACUGGUAGAUUUUUAGACGAUGCAUUCCUCGCCACCAUCAAGGUCAACGGAUGUAGUGACGCUUUCCGUGCUUGCGGCAUAUUUUUCUCAUCACCAUCUAGUGCAGUUUCGUAUAGUGAGUUUGACCGAACAGAUCUUAAAGAAAGUCAUUGACAUUCGCAAUUUUUUGCUUCGCUCAUAUAACGAAAAUCACGUUUACAACCGGAGAUGCAGUUUCUCAAGCUUUUCUGCGAUAGAUUCAUUCUAGUUUUUGCUUGCGUGAAGCAUCUUAGCGAGUGACCAAAGAAACAAUAAAAUUUGCAAUCAUUAGCAUGCCGCUCGCGUCUCAUCUUGUGCGGCGGGGCGUGUGCGCCGUUGUAUCGGCGGCAAACA